Entamoeba invadens IP1 is the source of this 1143-nucleotide messenger RNA. RefSeq lists its product as hypothetical. The transcript has 2 exons. Lineage: Eukaryota; Evosea; Mastigamoebida; Endamoebidae. Gene Ontology annotation, molecular function: protein binding; anaphase-promoting complex binding; ubiquitin ligase activator activity. The record is from RefSeq and is a predicted model, not a curated record. Gene Ontology annotation, biological process: anaphase-promoting complex-dependent catabolic process; positive regulation of ubiquitin protein ligase activity; positive regulation of anaphase-promoting complex-dependent catabolic process. Gene Ontology annotation, cellular component: anaphase-promoting complex. Bases 1 to 1143 code for a protein of 380 amino acids.
AUGAAUAGUGAUUUUCAUCACUACAUGGAGAGGUUAUCAGUAACCCCUUCACUUGGAUAUCAGAGCAUGCUGUGGAAGUUUGAAAAAAGAGUCCCGUAUACACCUUUAAUUCCAAGCGUCAACCACAUUGGUCGAAGACUAAACAUCGAAAUCUUGCAAGAAAUGGAAGUAAGUGGAGUUGUUGACGACUUCUACUUGAACUGCAUCGACAUAACCUAUAAAGGGGUGUGCGUGGGUUUGGGAAACGUCAUAUUUCGUGUCGAUAACGAAACAAAUGAGGUACAGAAAAUAUUGAGAGGAGAUGGUGUUAUUUCAAACGUGUCGUGCAGAGGAAACCAUGUCUUAGUUGGGUUCUGUGAUGGUAGUAUAACGGUAAUCGAUAUGACAACAAAUUCGGUUACAUCAUCCGAACCGCACAGCGACAGAGUUGGGAGAAUGGUCGAACUUGAGAACCAAACAGUCAUGAGUGGAAGCGCUGACGGGAGUAUCUGUGUCACAGACCCGAGGGAGGGAAUGAAACCGACGUGGCAAUUUGUUAUUGGAAGCGAAGUGUGUGGACUAGACGUGAACGAACCUUAUGUUUGUGUGGGAACAAGCAAUCACUCUCUUGACAUUAUCGACCUGAGGUUCCCAAAACACUUCCUAUACACGAAUCAAUCGCACAAGUCGGCGGUAAAGGCAGUUGUAUUUGAACCAUCAAGAACAAGUGUUAUUUUCAGUGGUGGUGGAAGAAAAGAUUUGUCGGUUCAGCGUUGGAACGUUAUCACGAAUGAAAGGUGUAUUGUUGAUGUUAAAAACCCUGUUGUUGGUAUUGGAUUUUACGAAGGCUACAUCAUCGGCUUUGUUGGAGCUCCUCAAAAUGGUGUCGUUGUUCUUGAUGAUAAAAUGGUGGUGUUGGAGAAACGGAGCGGGCAUACCAAACGGAUAGUUGCAGCGAGUAGAAUUGGAAAUGGUGGUGUGUGUGCAACCCUUGGAUCAGAUUGUUUUGUUAAUAUAUGGCAUUUGUUCUGCUUUUACAAAACAAACACAUCGAAUAAUUCGAAAUCAAAUCCAUUAGUUGGUAUUCCAAAUGGAAUGUACAAAAUGCACAAUAAAAGUUACAAUUCCACAAAUAAGUUGUCUUGUUUUUUCUCGAUUUGUUAA